GUUCGCUAUUAAUAUUGAGAUCUAAACGGCGUUAAAACGAACAAGAUAUAAAUAUUUGUCAGAGUAUGAAUAAAACGCAUUCAAGCCGAUCAGAGCCAUAAUUACGGAUCUGGGUACGGAUGGCUUCUGCCCGCGAGAUCGACGACAAGUUCGAAGGCCCGGAGUUCGCUUCUGUUUCUACGUCUAUACUAAGGCCCGGACUUCUAAUAGCCGCAAGGUUCUCGUUUACUUCAUCCUAGGGAUCGUCAAGUUAUUUUUUCGCCGGCGCGUGAAAUGGGGUCGUCUCGGCCGAGAUGGGAAACCUUUUGAGAGGCGUUAAGAAACUUACGGCCGUGACGGGCAUCAUAAGGCCGCGUUGGGAGUAGGUGCAUGCAGUCUGCGCCGAUCGAUGAGCUGGAUGCCAGACCGCUUGCGUGUCACGUUGACAAAUCGCCGUCGGUAGAUGCAUCGAGGUCCCUGCUUUUUCGCGCUGUGGCAUGGUAAAUGACGCAUGCUUCAGCUUGCUUGAUGAACAGACAGGCCCAUCGGGAGACAUUCAGUCUUCCAUUCACAAACACCGCGACAUUAACACUGGGCGGGGAUCGAGCUUGCAGAAUCAACGCCAGUCCGCAGUCCGCAGUCGGUGGAUGAAUGUCACCAUCGCGAGCUCCAUUCCGCUGUCUGAUCCGGUCCGUUGACCCUAACCCCGGCUGCCUAUGCGCAGUCCAGGCUUGCCGGGGCUGUGCCCGUGCCCAUGGCCUAAGCCGUGCUGGAAGAGGCGCGUACGUGACUCGUGAGACUUCCGAUGCCCUCGCCCACUUCCUUCCUGUUUCGUCCGGUCCUGGAUUCGUUCCAUGCGGGUGUAUAAAACGUUCCUGCUUGGUGGGUAAAUGUCCGACCCGGCCACAUCAGCAUUUCAAGCUUUCGUGUUUCAUCAUCCCUCCUCUGCCAUGCCCUGCAGCAUCUGCUACGAUGAGUAUACCGCCCCCGUGGCGCUUCCCUGUGGCCACAUCUUUUGCCGUGAAUGCGUACGACGCACGGUGGACGCGAUCAAGCUGUGCAGUGUCGAACAUUUCUGCCCGACGUGUCGUACGCCUUAUAGCGUCGUCGGCAUCGACCCCGCGCUUAUCCCACCAUACCUACGCCCACACACGCUCCCCUCGAUCCGCCCCGUCUUUUUCGAUCACCCCUCACCCCGUCCCGCCUGCUCUUCAUCCUCCUCCUCCGCCACCUUCGCCUCCUCUUCCGCCUUCGCAUCGUCCAGCUCCGCAUCGCGGCCAGCACUCUGCAUGUCGGCCCUACCGGCCCAGCUCUCCAGUGCACUGGGCCGCGCCGCCGCCGAAGCGGACGCCCUGCGCCUGAACGCGACGACGUGGAAGCGACGCGCGGAGGUGCACGCCGCGGCGAACGCGGGCCUUCUCAGCUUCGCGCGCGUAGCGAAAGAGAACGCCGUGCGCAUGCGCGCGGAGCGCGACGUCGCGAGCAAUUGCUGCGAGCUUCUGAAGGGUCGUUUGCGGGACAUCAUGUCCUGCCCGAAAUGGAAGGAGCUGGAGGCCGAGUUGUGUGCAUCCUCACUAGCCUCGCCCAACGAGGACCCCGCGGCCGACGACUCGCACCCCGAAAUGGACGACGAGAAGGCCAGAAACGCUCUGGACGUGGAUCUCGCCGAGCUAAGCGCACGCGCAGCCUGCUCCGCACCGACGGGGCUGCCUGUCUUCUUCAUCCAGCCGCAUGUCCGGAAAGCACUCUCGGAGUCGCCCAGGUCGGAUCUAGAAUCCCCCAGCUUGUUCGGGCCGCCCAUCAAGCGCAGGAAGGUUCACGAUGAUGAUGCUCCGGCCACCUCCAUACGUGCUCGCGGUCCAGGCUCGCGCAGCGCCCGCUUCUCGUCAUAGUCUCGAACGUGUUUUCUCGUGCGCCUUCGUGGAUAUAUAAACCAAAAUCUAAUGUAUACGAUCACGAUAUUUACUCGAAGAACAUCAGUGCAUACCUCGCCUUAUUAGCAUACCCGUCAUCCUCACUCAAAACUUGUACUCACCAGAACAUAAACGUACUGUUUUUUUUCAGUCCUCAGUGGUUGAGGAUCCAUUUUGGCUCGUCGGAAAAACAAUCCAACGCCGUGCCUGCGAAACACGUAGCGUCUCACUGUGCGAAUCUUCGCAAGCGUUCGCGUUUGCCGUAGUGAGGAUGAAACAGGCUCUCAUCGUUUCUUCAACAAAGCGGUUAGAGAUAUCGAAAUGAGCCCCUGAUAGACGACGCUUGAAUGGAUGUGUUUGAAUUUGAAAACGCCAACUUCAAGUGUUCGGACCAUGAGUCCAUAAAUACCAGUGCUAUAAAUGACAGGCGAAGAGUGAGCGAGAAGUCUGAGGGGGGAGUAAUGUGACACAGGUUGUUCCCUCCGAUCGACAUUCUGUCGUGCGGCGAUAUCACAGUGCAAGCCCAGGACCAUGACGUCAGGCUUGUGAUCUUCGAAGACGGCGCAAUGGGUUGAAGACUGUUGAAGAGAUAGCUAUAAGGGGAGCUGUGCGAUGAAGUGGGAUCCCAUGACGGUCCGCGCGGUACAUCUCUUAUUUCCAGCCGGAUUAAACGGCCCCAGUUUACUAUCCUGUUUAACACGAGGUCAUUUUCAGGGGGUUAGGUGCAUUGGGGUGACGCCCUUCUGUUCGAAACUGGGGCACAUGAACAUGUGAUAUCCCGUGGGACGGACUGGAGGCACCGAACAGGCCCCCCGGCAACUCCCUCAUAGAGCAAUUCACCCCAAAAGGAGGAUUUGCACUUGCGAGUCAGCUGUCGCACCCUUGAUUGGCACGGGAUCGGACUGAAGUCUGCCCAAAUCAAGAUGGAUUCAGAGCUUUUUAUAGCAUUGUGUGCGGGGUUACGUCCACCUUGGUCCACUCUCUCUGCCUGCAGCGCGUUCUGCAAAACCGGAGAGAUCGAGGAGGCGGAAUGACAUGCUCCUGAUCGUGUUUGACUCUCAAAGAGGGGGACAACUCCCCAAAGUUCCCUGGCUUGCCCUGCGAUUUCUGCGCCUCAGCGCCCAAGAUUUCUUGUUCCCAGCCCGAUUCGCGGCCAUAUGACCGCGUGCCCCGGCGAUCUGUACGAUUCCGGAGGAGUAGCCGGGGGCCUCGCCGAACGCGUGCGGUCACACUUCGAUCAGCAAGAAUCUGUGCUGGGAAACCGGAUAAAAGUCGACCUUCACUCUAUCGCGUUGAACAUGCGCAGCAGGAAAUGAUCGAAGUUCUCAGCGAUCCAGUUGUUGUGCCAUCCCCGAACCUGGCCGUGAAUACCAACGGAAUCCAGCGGAUUUCACACGCGGUGUGCCGAUCGAGCACACGAGGCCCUCACGAUCCCACCACUCUGCUCGCUGAAACCAGUGCCAACUUUUGCACGGGAGACGGAAAUGUACCAUCGUUUGUUUGGACAGUGCAUGUAGCACACAACCCAUAUCAUCCUUAGUCAGGGAAAUAAACCGGUGUAGAGCUGUG
Molecule: messenger RNA, 3461 nt
Organism: Mycena citricolor
Lineage: Eukaryota; Fungi; Basidiomycota; Agaricomycetes; Agaricales; Mycenaceae
Source: the annotation of a GenBank genome assembly